This is a messenger RNA of Gamsiella multidivaricata, 1914 nucleotides long. Its product is annotated as nineteen complex-related protein 2-domain-containing protein. Gene Ontology annotation, molecular function: DNA binding. Gene Ontology annotation, cellular component: nucleus; U2-type post-mRNA release spliceosomal complex. The record is from RefSeq and is a predicted model, not a curated record. The transcript is spliced from 4 exons. NCBI's taxonomy places the organism in Eukaryota, Fungi, Mortierellomycota, Mortierellomycetes, Mortierellales, Mortierellaceae. Gene Ontology annotation, biological process: spliceosomal complex disassembly; mRNA splicing, via spliceosome. The coding region runs from base 12 to 1850 and encodes 612 amino acids.
CGACAUGGACGAUGGCGAAGCUGGUACGAAACCAGGACCAUCGCUCUUUCUCAAGGAAUUUGUAUCACCGGACUGCGUCUCAUCAUAUCUAUCGCCAUUGUGUUUCAACACUAGAUCUCGAAAAGGUUAUGGGCGAUAAACUGGCACUGGGUUCCAAAGCACAGCGACGGGCUGAAAAGACCCGAAGAGCAGCACGCAAGGAGCUUAUUGAUGAAGUAAACGGGGAGGAGGAAGACGACGACGAAGAGACCAGAGAGUGGGAGAUGCAACAGAUUCGCAAUGCCGGUAUUGUUGACAAGGCAGCGAAAAAUAAUAAGACUGUCUCUGUUCAGAAAGGCAUUACAUUCCCAACUGUCUCCCCGAUACCAAACAUUGCCAGUGUUAGAAGUCGAUUACAAAGUCGUCUCGACACUUUGAAGCAACAGAACAGCCAACACAGCAAGCAACUGGAGCAUAUUCGCCAUGAGAAGGCCGAGAUCAUGCUUCGGUCUGCAGAGGCGGAGGAGGGCAUGGCCAAAUUGAGUGCACGCUAUACCUUUUUCCAGGAGCUACGGUCAUAUUGCCGAAAUUUGGCUGCGUUUUUCGAGGAGAAAUUCCCAGAAUUGGAAACCAUCGAGCGCGACUAUACAUCCAUGCUCUCAGAACGUACAAAGGUGGUCGCGAAACGCAGACGACUCGACUUGAAGGACGACCUGGCAGAGUUUGCAAAUGUUGUUGAUGACGAGAGCACUGGGAAGGGAGACCGGAAUGGAGCACCGCCAGAGUUCGAUGAGUUCGGAAGGAGUAUAGUCGUGGACCCCUUUGCAGCGCGGCAAAGACGGAGGGCCGAGAGAGAGCGCCGGAAAGCGCAAAGGAAGCGAACUCAAACAGACGAUCAAGAUAACGCACGAGAGAAUCCAAAGGAGUCAGAGAGUCAUGAUGGACUGUCCACAGACGAUGAGUUAGGUGCCGGGGAUGACCGUGAACUUGGCAACGCCGUCAUGGAGCUAGAAGAACGCCGCGUGAACAUUUUCAAGGAGGUCGGAUCAGAAUUCAGAACGAUUGAGGCAGUGAAGCGACACUUUCAGGCGUGGAAAACAGACUAUCCCAAGGACUAUAACAAGGCAUACGGCGGACUCCUUCUGCCACUGGUCUUUGACUUCUUUGUGCGCCAGGAGACCUGUCUUUGGAACCCGCUUCGUGUCAGGCAAGAUCUUUCAGAGCAGUCUUGGCACCAAGCUGUGUCCUCCUAUACGAUUGUGCGUUCAUCUGCAUUACAUACCCAUAGCGAUUCGGAAAGCGAACGAGAUGAUGAGGAUGAGGAGGAUAUGGACAAGGAAUUGAUGGGCAAAGUCGUCGCCAAGAGUCUGUGCCCCAAAAUCACGCAGUUCCUUGCCGCAGGAGGGGUGGAUCUGUACUCGGCUAAACAGUCGCGUUGCUUAAAGGCAAUCUUGGACCAGUUGUUGGACUAUGUGGAGAAGAAGGAAAACAAGAUGGAGAAGCUGCUGAAGGCGACUCUCGAGGCUAUUCUCCAGACUGCUCAGUUGCAUCGGGAUCAGUUUGUUGAGGCAGCACAACCGCUCACGCCGCGGCACAUCUUGACGGCGCAGGGACAAGAAGCCAGGGAGAGAUAUUUGUGGAGGACCAUUGGGCUGUUCCGGAACUUGAUGUCGCUUCGGAGAUUUGUGCCUACAGGAUCGAUCGACACGCAGGUUGUCGACGGUCUGUUGCACGAUUGCAUUCUUCGGCUGCUGGAGGGCGACGACAAGGACACUGUCGCCAAGUAUCAAGUGAUUUUUCAAUCCUUGCCACACGAUAUUCGAUCGCAAGAACGACACCUAAUCAUCGAUAGAAUGGCGCAAACUGUUUAGUCAAGAGAUUCUGUGACAUUUCCUAUAAAGGCGACGUUGCCUCCUCCCUAUUAUCCUGUUGCAC